AUGGACACACCUAUCACCAGCAUCCCAAUGGUUUCCGACACGAGCGUCGCACCACUACAAUCAUCACACUAUCAUACGGAACUGACAAAUAUUAAUAACUUUAAUCAUAGUGAUGCCAAUAAUUCCAAACCAAAAGCGGGUCCACUGAAAGCCUUGGAUGAAAGUAAAAUUAAAGUGAUCACGGAAAAACAUUUAGUAAGACAUCAUUCCUAUGAAAUAUUUGAUUUUGGAUUAGUGGAUCCGAUCGGAUCUUUUAAUGAAUCAUCCAUUCCCAUCACAUUACUAAAAGAAUUAAUUUACAACAAACACAAAAUUCAACCAGAAAAUCAAAAACUCUGGCUCUUUGUAACAAGGACUAACGGAACCUACCGACCGUUUGAUACAUUGGACAAAGAAUAUUUCGAUCAUUUCUUUUAUGAGAGAGAAUAUGCAAUAUUUGUGGAGCAAGUAGCUAGUCAACAACCUCCAGCAACGAAACAUAUUUCAAUAUUUGUAAAAUACUAUGAUAUUGAUACUCAGCAAUUAUUAUUCUGUGGCCAUGCUUCCCUAGAGGCAGACAAAACAUUUCUUGAGUGUAUGAGCAGUUUCAGUGAGAUGUGUCAAACAAAACUUAACGUGAUAUGUAACGAUUUUGAUAUUUAUGAAGAAGUUUUUCCAUCAAGGAUUGACCUAUGUACGCUCACUCACCGACUUGGACAUGAGGCUGAAUUAAUUGAUGGUGAUAUCUUAAUUUUGCAAAGAAAAAUUCACACCAAAUUUGACAACUCUCAAAUAAUGCUUCAAAUUCCUACAAUCAUUUGGGAAUACAUUAAGAAAGACAAAUAUUUAAUCAAAAGCAAAGAUGAUGAUCAUGUAGAUGAGGACCUGCCGACGACAUCAUUUGAUGUUAACUGGUACUAUAGGCUCUUAUCUCGAUUCGAUCAGUAUUUGGUUGGCUGUCUUGCAUCAGAUAAUCACACGACUCUGGUGAAGGAGUUACUAAAGGUGCGAUUGGACUGGCUAGGUGUUUCUCAAGAAUUUCCUAUAUUUAUCAAAUAUCGCCUCAAACAACCAAUUUUGAGUAUAUUGGCUGAAAAUAAUUGUAUACAGACAGCACAGAUGCUCCUUAAAGAAUUCAAAGCGAAUGUAAAUGUGUCCUGCAAAAGAAGAACCAAGUCAAACGGUGUUUAUUAUUCGAUCAAUUCUCUCUAUUGGGCAGCGGAAAAAGGGCAUUUAGAAAUGGUACAGCUGUUGCUUAAUCAUGGAAGCCACAAAAUUUCAUCUCCAAAGAAUAAUCGUCAUACGGAUUCCAAACUGGUUGCACUGGAACACCACCACUAUGAUGUGGCUCGAUAUCUUGAGAUGUUUACUUAUUCAAAUUAUUUACUGAAACGACAUUUCAUAAAACCUCCAGACCAAAGGUUGAGCGAUAUUGUAAUUUUUACCAACACGGGCACACACGAUUAG
This is a messenger RNA of Naegleria lovaniensis, 1446 nucleotides long. RefSeq lists its product as uncharacterized. NCBI's taxonomy places the organism in Eukaryota, Heterolobosea, Eutetramitea, Acrasida, Naegleriidae. The coding region runs from base 1 to 1446 and encodes 481 amino acids. The record is from RefSeq and is a predicted model, not a curated record. Gene Ontology annotation, molecular function: protein binding. The transcript is spliced from 3 exons.